GACACCCCGCGACGAUGCUUCGUAUGCUUGACGGACGAGGAACCUACAGACCCUCCAGGCUCGUGGGUUGACCCGUGCCCAUGCACGCUGGAAGCGCAUCAAGACUGCAUGCUCUCGUGGGUGACGGACUGCGAGCGAUCUAAUAAACCUCUUAAAUGCCCUGUGUGCAAGUCAGAUAUCCAGAUGGAAGGCCCGUGGGACCCCAUCGCCCAUAUACACGACGUCAUACAUCGCAAGUUCACGCGCGCAAGCCCGUUUAUUCUGCUGACGGGCGUGUCGGUGGGCGUGCAGUUCAGCUUGCAAAUGUACGGCGCCAUGGCGUUGUGGACGUUUGCAGGCAAAGAGGCCCUGCUUCGCUUCGCCUUGGGGCCGGAGAUGCUCAUCGACGGGCGAUCGCCUGGAGCGCUCAGGUUCGCCAAGGAGCGCAUAGUGAAUGCGCUGGUACUCAUGAAUGUUGCGCCGACGCUGCUCAUCAGCCAACUGCUGCCGGGCCUCACCAACAGAUACUUUAUGCAGUCUGCAUCCAUCUACGGAAUCUACAGCAUGAUUCGGAACGACAACUUCCUGGAGUGGCCCCCUUCUCCACGACUGGCCAUGGUGGCACUGCCCAUCAUGCGCAAGGCCUACUUUAGCCUCUGGAGAGACUUUGUCAUGCCGUACGAAGUGAAGCUGAACCGACAGAUUUCGGGGCUGCCGCCUCUCGACCCGCGAGAGAAUGGCGACGCUGCCCAAAACCGACAAGACCUGGAACGCAACGGAGAGGGAGGAUUUGUUGGUCUGCUCCAAAACAUUCUUGAUGUAUUGGACCCAGAUGAAGAGGAACCGGCUGCCGGGGCCAAUAACGGUGGCCAUGAAGCACGUCCAGGAGGUCAUAACGAAAUUCGCCUGGAGCAACGCGAGGAGGGUGAUGAGAUUAGGGUUGAACUUCUCAUUCAGGAGAUUGAAGAAGGCGGGGUUGAGAUACCGGGAGCAGACAACGACGGCCAAGAUGCUCAUCCGCAAUGGGACCAGGUCCCAGGCGACCUUGCAGACGGGCACCGCCAGGAAAACCAACGCGACGCACCUCAGGCGCCGCCUGCACGCAGAAUGGGACUCGGUGGCCUACUAUCUAGCGUUUCCAACUCCAUAGUAGGAGCCCUUCUUCUGCCAGGCAUCUCCUUUGCCAUGGGUGAAGCUCUACGGCUGAUACUCCCGCGGUCUUGGACAACGACUCCGUCUGCUAGAAACCACUGGCUGUUUGGGGUAUCAUCUUCAGGGCGUCCCGGCUUGCUGCAGCAGCAAUGGGGCCGCAGCUUGGUAGGAGGAUGUCUCUACGUCGUCCUGAACGACAUGCUCAGGGUGUACAGCAAGUCUCGCCGGGUGGCAGCCAUGCAGAACCGCAAGGUGAAGAACGUAGAUAGGCCCCGACGGAAGAAAUAA
Messenger RNA from Trichoderma atroviride IMI 206040, 1419 nucleotides. RefSeq lists its product as uncharacterized. Gene Ontology annotation, molecular function: ubiquitin protein ligase activity; zinc ion binding. Gene Ontology annotation, cellular component: mitochondrial outer membrane. The record is from RefSeq and is a predicted model, not a curated record. Gene Ontology annotation, biological process: protein polyubiquitination; regulation of mitochondrial fission. NCBI's taxonomy places the organism in Eukaryota, Fungi, Ascomycota, Sordariomycetes, Hypocreales, Hypocreaceae.